Molecule: messenger RNA, 447 nt
Organism: Microthlaspi erraticum
Lineage: Eukaryota; Viridiplantae; Streptophyta; Magnoliopsida; Brassicales; Brassicaceae
Source: the annotation of a GenBank genome assembly
AUGGCCUUUGGAUCUGCUCGUUCACCAAAUGGUUCACAACCAAUUCUAUUGGGUGCUUCACAGCGUCACAGAAGACACAGCCGGCAAAAUACAGAAACUUCAGAGGAUGGUAUCAAAAUUCUUAAGUGGACUGCAACAGCUGUGGUAACUCUGACAAUUGUUAUGGGUUUCACAUGUACAAAGCUUUACAUCAGUUCUGCUCCUGAAUUAAGCAUCACAGGUUUGGUCAAAACAGCAGCAUUCACGGUUUUUAUGCUGUGCAACACCGUUCCAAUGCUUUGUUCUGUUGAAUUUUUGAUUGAGAUUAUCAGGUCACAGCAUCUGAGUAAUGUUCUUUUCGUACGGCAAACUAACCUAAAUGCUAUGGCAAUUGUCAUUAUGGCCUUUGUGUCUACGUUGGUUGCCUUUAUGGUUGGAGUUUGUCUUGUCUUGAUCCUUCGUCUGUGA